Sinocyclocheilus grahami is the source of this 1253-nucleotide messenger RNA. Its product is annotated as beta-galactosidase-like. The coding region runs from base 1 to 879 and encodes 292 amino acids. Gene Ontology annotation, biological process: carbohydrate metabolic process. Gene Ontology annotation, molecular function: hydrolase activity, hydrolyzing O-glycosyl compounds. Lineage: Eukaryota; Metazoa; Chordata; Actinopteri; Cypriniformes; Cyprinidae. The transcript has 7 exons. The record is from RefSeq and is a predicted model, not a curated record.
AUGGCUCCAGUGAAGUGUUCAAGUUCUCCACCCACCUCAACAAAGAAGUUUCGUGAUAUUCCAGUUGGUCCCAUGCCACCAGCCACCCCAAAGUUCGCUUAUGGCUUUGUUACACUUCAGAAGGUUGGCAACAUUAGCAGCUUGUUGGAUACGCUGUCACCUCAAGGUCCAGUACAAUCUCAAUAUCUUUUGACAUUUGAGGAGAUUAAACAGUACUAUGGCUUCAUGCUUUACCGAACGACACUGCCACGGAAUGUUCCCGAGCCGACCCCUCUCAUCUCGCCCCUCAAUGGCAUCCAUGAUCGUGCAUACGUCUCUGUGAAUGGGGUGUACCAGGGGCUUAUGGAGAGGGACACUGCACUGGUGAUGAACGUUACGGGACAAGAAGGGGAUCAGUUGGACAUACUCGUGGAGAACAUGGGAAGGGUUCAUUUUGGAAGUUAUAUCAAUGAUAAUAAGGGUCUCUUGGGUAACCUCAUUUUGGGCAAUGACGUGCUCACCGAUUGGUCAAUCUACCCACUGGACAUUGACACCGCAGUAGCUAAUGGCUGGCUGCAGGCGGCUCACUCAGGGUCAGGGAUAGAAGCAGGAGAUGGACCAAUGAUCUACUCAGGAACCUUGAAGCCUACAGGCCUCGCAUGGGACACUUUUGUAAAACUCAAUGGAUGGACUAAGGGUCAGGUGUGGGUAAAUGGGGUGAACCUGGGAAGGUAUUGGCCCCAGAGGGGCCCACAACAGACGCUGUAUGUCCCCAGACCUUUUCUUAGUGCCACUCAGCCAAACAACAUCACAGUGCUAGAGCUGGAAAGAGCUCCAUCGCACAGAAGAAUCCUGUUUAUGGACCGGCCUCAGCUGAACAGCACUGGACAGAAGACAUGAUCAUAUACUCUAACAGUGCCAGUGAAAGGACUCUCGCUGUUCUGCAAACAACCAGUAUCUGCACAGCUCCAUCAUCUCUGCUCAAAUCUUUGAAGUAUUACAAAGAAAUACACGAAAGUAGCCACCAUAAUGCAUAAUAAUACACUCAUUUUUGCCCGAUUUGCCCAAUUUACUGGUCAGUUUAUUUCUUAAGAAAUGGUAAAAAUGCUAACAUUUUUCCACACCAAGGCCCUGAAGUUAAUUUUAGUACUGACAAAUCUAAGAAGUCAAGACCUUGAUGCACAUUAAAGUUUCUCUGAUUCAAAAGAAGAUUAUUUAAAUCUCAUUUAAGUCUCAUAAUUAUUCAAUGUUUUUGUGGGGCAGGCAUGAUGUAA